Molecule: messenger RNA, 2720 nt
Organism: Medioppia subpectinata
Lineage: Eukaryota; Metazoa; Arthropoda; Arachnida; Sarcoptiformes; Oppiidae
Source: the annotation of a GenBank genome assembly
AUGCAGCAAACAGAGAAAGAUAUAUUGGAUAAAGUAUUGGACCAAAGCAAAUAUGACCUGAGAAUAGUUGCCCGACAUUACAACGAAACGACCAGAAGUACUGAACCGGUGAUCGUUCGCACAAAUAUGUAUAUUCGAGGCAUUGAAUACAUUAGCGUCGAUAAAAUGGAGUACAAGAUUCAAAUGACUUUUAGACAGCAAUGGACUGAUGAUAGACUCAAGUUUGACGACAUGAACGGCCAAAUCCGAUAUCUAGUGCUCGACGAUCCGACCAGAAUAUGGAUACCCGACACCUUCUUCUCCAACUCGCGGUUCACUCUAUCGCACACUGAUAUCAGACCUAACAUAUUGUUCCGCAUAUAUCCCAACGGAAAUGUGUUGUUUUCCAAACGAAUGACUGCAACCCUCUCCUGUCCAAUGAAUCUCAAAUAUUUCCCAUUUGAUACACAGAUAUGUUCCAUACAAAUGGCCAGUUAUAGCUAUACGACCGAUGAUAUAGUACUGCUUUGGAAAGAAGGAGACCCUCCUAUUGUACAUCCAGAACAAACACAGUUUUUAGUGGUCGUAUUGUUGAUGCUUUACACGCAUAUUGUUGUGAUCAAUAUGUGGUCCGAUGCAAAAGUGUCGUAUUUUAUAGCAAAGGACUGGUGGUUUAUGUGGUGCACAAACUUCAUCGUUGCCACUAUUAUUGAGUUUGCAGUCGUUAAGGCCAUUGAUUAUAAUUGUAACAAAACCUUAAAUAAUAAUGGACAUUUUGGAGACAAUGUCGCAUUGAAGGCAAUAGUAUUGUGCAUUGUUUUGAAAAAGGAAAAUAAAAUGAGUAUAGAAUUAGACAAUGAGGGGAAUGACGAUCAAAUGCCUAAUGAUAAACAAUCUGUUUCAUCGGGAAAUCAAUUGACAAAAUCUUUGUCCACCGAAACCAUCAGUUCGUUCUCAACGAGCGUCGCGUCAAACAAAUGGCUUUUGGCUAACAAUGAGAUAAAUGCCAACUUAUAUGCCAUUCCGUCGUGUAUAGCAUUGGCCGAUAUGUCCGGUGACGGCGACUAUAAAUUAAUUAUAGCUGAUCUAGGAUUUAAUUUAAAUAAACCAAAACUAAAGGUAUAUCGGGGAACUGUAUUGCAAACUGAGAGCACUUUAGUUGAUAUCCCGGCGGGUAUAGCAGUGUUUCAUAUGGAUGGCAACGAACCACAAACACCGGCAGUGGCCGUAGCGUCGGGCGCCUACCUCUACGUAUACAAAAAUAUGAAACCCUUUUACAAGUUUUCGUUGCCUACUCUUGAGGUGAACGCCAUGGAAAAGGACGCCUGGAGUCAAGUGAAAGACGAAAAGAUUGAUACUCUGAUGCUUAAAGAUUUGCUAAACAAUAUACGUCUUGAAAUCGGUGACACCGGCCUUACAUCCCGUUCCCAAGCGUUCAUCGGCUUAGAAAAUGCGGUAGAAAUGGAUAAUUUUGUUGAGGUUUAUAAGGAUCAGCCGCUGAAAAGGGUAACAGUUGUCACGUGUUUGACAACUAUAAAGAAGACGGUGUCGGAUGAGAAUGCGGUCAGUUGUCUAGUGAUGGGCACUGAGAAUCGGGACGUGUAUAUACUAGAACCCGACGCCUUUACUAUAUUAGUGACCGCAACGGUUCCGAGUGUUCCCGUGUUUAUUGAGGCAAACGGUUUGUUUGACGUCGAGUAUCGGUUAAUGGUUUCGUGUAGAGACGCCCACAUCUAUACCAUCAAACGAGGCUAUAAAACGGGACGACUCUGUCUUCAACUCAAUUCACAACCCGUUGGAAUUUUAAGAGUCAAUAAUAAUAUUGUGAUCGCAACCAUGAACCAAAUGCUCAGCACAUUCACCACUAAAGGGAACUGCAUGUGGAGUGUUGAACAGCCGGCAAUUAUAACAGCCAUUGAAGCUAUAGAUGUUGAGCGUCAGAGCCUGAAGCUGAUCGCUGUGGCACUCGAUUGCAAACAAAUACAUUUAUAUCAAGACAGACAUAAAGUGGAUAUUUUGGACACGGAUGACAUUGUGGUGGCCAUGAAAUACGGUCGCUUUGGCCGUGAAGACAGUACAUUAGUAAUGGUUUCGCGUAACGGAGCCCUCACUAUUAAAAUAUUGAAAAGGACCGCAAAGUUUGCGAUCCGGGAGUUUGUGGAGGCGCCCCAACACACACUCACUUCUAAACUCAAUAUUCCCAAAAAGACUAAAUUGUUUGUCGACCAAACUAUGAGAGAAAGGGAACAGUCUAUCAGUAUUCACCGAACAUUUCAACACGAUUUAUAUCGUCUCAAAUUAAUCGCCGCCCGAUCUUAUGUCAAAGCAAUCGCAUCGAGUCUUAAUCCUUUAUCUUCUACUGCUAUCGACCCUUUGAAACUAUCGGCACAGGUGCAUGGAUUGGGCCCUAUAUUCAGACUAGUAUUGGAAUUGCAAAAUACAUCGCCGGACACGCCAUCAAUGGAUCUGUUGAUGACAUUUCAAUGUGAUGUUCGCAUCUAUACUAUCGACCGAUCGGCGAUUCGCGUGCCAUUCCUCGCGCCCGGAUUUAUCUACUCUUUCGCCACACGUGUUGUUUGCGUCAGUAAACUAAACAUCUCUGAUAUUAUCAAAGUACUUGUGGUGAAAGAGGAUGGGAUAAUACCUGUAAUUACUGCUGUGAUCAAUAUGCCGGCCAGUGAGGCACCUAUUGAUGGAUAGGCGUCUUCUCGCACUCAUCUUAUCAAAUAUUAUUUACUAAC